Messenger RNA from Chroicocephalus ridibundus (black-headed gull), 4793 nucleotides. It is a transcript of the gene ACVR1B, whose product is annotated as activin A receptor type 1B. The coding region runs from base 283 to 1644 and encodes 453 amino acids. NCBI's taxonomy places the organism in Eukaryota, Metazoa, Chordata, Aves, Charadriiformes, Laridae. Gene Ontology annotation, molecular function: activin binding; ATP binding; activin receptor activity, type I. Gene Ontology annotation, biological process: cellular response to growth factor stimulus; activin receptor signaling pathway; nervous system development. Gene Ontology annotation, cellular component: plasma membrane; activin receptor complex. The transcript has 9 exons. The record is from RefSeq and is a predicted model, not a curated record.
UGUUUCUGGGCCUGGGUCGGACCUCGGGAGUUCAUGGCUGCUUCCCAUCGGCCUGUGGACCCAGCCGAGGGGGGUUCGGACCCCCCCCGUGUGCUAGAGAUCGCAGUGUGGGCUUAAUAUAUACCUUGCUGGAGUCUGUGGGGUUUUUUUGAAAGAAACCUUUCGAAAGCCCUGUGCCUCUGGAUUGUGACAACUGUAAAUAUUUGUUUGGAGGGAGCUUUGACAUGUUUGUGCUCCGACUGCAAACAAGCGAACUCCACGUGUGAAACGGAUGGCGCGUGCAUGGUCUCAGUCUUCAACCUGGAUGGUGUUAAACAUCACGUUCGGACCUGCAUUCCUGAAGCAAAAUUGAUUCCUGCUGGGAAACCCUUCUAUUGUCUGAGUUCAGAAGAUCUGCGUAAUACUCACUGCUGCUACUCUGAUUUUUGCAACAAAAUUGAUUUGAUGGUUCCCAGUGGACACCUGAAAGAUAACGAACCCCCAUCGAGCUGGGGUCCUGUAGAGCUGGUGGCGGUGAUUGCUGGACCUGUCUUCCUUGUGUUUGUUGUCAUGAUCAUAGUAGUCUUUGUUUUUCAUCACCACCAACGAGUCUAUCACAAUCGUCAGCGGCUGGACAUGGAAGACCCCUCUUGUGAAAUGUGUCUGUCGAAGGAUAAGACCUUGCAAGAUCUGGUCUACGAUCUCUCCACCUCUGGCUCUGGUUCAGGUUUGCCGCUUUUUGUCCAACGGACUGUGGCUCGGACGAUUGUCCUGCAGGAGAUCAUUGGGAAAGGCCGCUUCGGGGAAGUGUGGCGUGGCAGGUGGCGUGGAGGUGACGUAGCUGUAAAAAUCUUCUCUUCCCGUGAGGAGCGGUCCUGGUUUAGGGAAGCGGAAAUAUAUCAGACCGUUAUGCUGCGACAUGAGAACAUCCUGGGAUUUAUUGCUGCGGAUAACAAAGAUAACGGAACGUGGACUCAGCUGUGGCUCGUCUCCGAUUACCACGAGCAUGGAUCUCUCUUUGACUACCUUAAUCGAUACACGGUGACUAUUGAGGGGAUGAUCAAGCUCGCCCUGUCUGCUGCUAGUGGGCUGGCCCAUCUACACAUGGAGAUUGUGGGUACUCAGGGAAAGCCUGGGAUUGCUCACAGGGACUUGAAAUCCAAGAACAUCUUGGUGAAGAAGAACGGCACGUGUGCCAUCGCCGACCUUGGUCUGGCCGUCCGGCAUGAUUCGGUUACGGAUACGAUUGAUAUUGCACCAAAUCAAAGGGUUGGAACCAAACGAUACAUGGCCCCCGAGGUCUUGGAUGAAACCAUUAACAUGAAGCAUUUUGAUUCAUUUAAAUGUGCCGAUAUCUAUGCCCUGGGCUUGGUCUACUGGGAGAUUGCUCGAAGGUGCAACGCGGGAGGUAUCCACGAAGAAUAUCAGCUUCCGUACUACGACCUUGUACCCUCUGAUCCUUCUAUUGAGGAGAUGCGGAAGGUCGUAUGUGAUCAGAAAUUACGGCCUAAUAUCCCGAACUGGUGGCAAAGCUACGAGGCGCUGCGGGUGAUGGGUAAGAUGAUGCGGGAAUGCUGGUACGCCAACGGAGCGGCUCGACUUACUGCCCUCCGCAUUAAGAAAACCCUCUCGCAGCUCAGUGUCCAGGAAGAUGUGAAAAUCUAGGCGCUGAGCCCCAGCAGGAGGAAACUGCACAGAAGCUGCCAUGCUAGAGUAGACGUGUGACGGAGGCCUACCUCGUGUUUCUGCCCAAUCUACUGCUACCAACCAGACAGCGUUGACCUAUGGGCUGCUCGGCGGGGUGACGGAGCCUAUUGAAUUGCUCUCCGCCCUGCUUGGGUAUGAAACAAUCCGAAACCUUUUAUGAUCACCUCCUGACAGUGUGAAGACUUGAGAGGGACUUAACCUGAGGGAUCUCAGCCAUGAUCGUAACUCUUGUUUCUUUAACGGAAAUCCCUGUAAAGUUCAGCACGCGCGGUGCGCCCCUUGGCAGUGGUUGAGGCCGGGGGUGCUGGGAGUGGGAAGGGAAAAGGAAGGUUUUCUUGCCGUACUCUGAGGAUUUUUCCAGGGACUGGCACGUUCACGCAGAAAAAGCAUUUGCAAAACAAAUGGUGCUCCCUUCUGAGAGGCUGAGCCUGAACAGUUUAUCAGCUUCACGAAACCAUUUCCCUCCUUUUUCUUAAGCUUGAAAGAUUCGAAGUCAAAACCCAGAACUCUGACUGGCUGUCAGUGUGCGCAGUGGUGUUUGCAUGCGCGAGGUGCGCGUGUCCCCCGUGCCUGUUCAUCUCCUUCCGUAGACGUGCAGUGUCUGCCCGUAGGGUGGCUCAUCUCUGUUCGUGCUUUCUGUGCAUGUGCAAAUCUAGAGUGUCCUUUUUUUGAGCUGUGCGCGCUGGUGCUCUCCUUGUCGAGUCGUGAGCAUUGUCUGGCUUGGACGGGCUGCUUAAAACCAGAUCCUUAGCUCUCCGAUGGGUGCCGUGGCCUCGCCGUCCCUACGCCGGCUGCAGGAACUUCCCAUCAGGUUGCCUCACUGCCACCCCCUCCCUUUUUUUUUUUUUUUUUUUUGUUUUUGUUAAAGACAAAACAAAUGAGGAACUGACUUCACUCCUGGAAUCCAGUUGUUUUGGGGUUGGUUUUUUUUUGUCUUGACCCCCUGGGGUUUGUAAUUCUUUGUAGGGUGGAAAGGGAGACCAGGGGCCGGGGAGCUGCCCCGGAGCCGAGCUGUGUGUCGGAGGUAGAGCAGGAGCUGCCCGGCUGGAAGGAGAUGGGGCGGUGGGGAACUGCAGGAGACCCUCCUGGUCGGAACGCGAUUCUGGGGUCACCAUCCAGGCACGCUCGUGGCCGCUCAGGGCAGAGCCGGGGUGUUCUCCCACCUCCCAAGGGGCACCCGGCAGCGGGGUGUGGGUUUGGAAGUCCCAUCUUUUUUUAAUAUACAUAUAUAAAUAUCUCAUAAUCUGGAAGUGGCUGUGUAUAACUUGUGGGGGUGGGGGGAACUGCAUGAAUUUUCUUUCGAUGAAAUGCCGAAUCACGGUUUGAAGUCGUCGGGUUGGUUUGACUGUUGUCUGCAGCUGGGCCCAGCAAAAACGGGAGUAGCUGAGGCCGGAGUCUGUCGUGCUGAUGGCAGCAUUAAAGGCGAUCUGGGAAGUGCCGGUUGUUUGGUGGUUAGGUCAGUAUCUACGGUGUAUAACUCUGAAGCCAUAAAUUUUAACUGGAGUAGUUUUGAUUUUAUUUUUUUUUAAUUAUUAUUAUUAUUUUAUGGGAGGGUCUGGAUUUUAACUUUUUUUAAUAUUGUUAAUUCUUUAUAAGAGAAGAAAAACAAUCUAUGAUUAUUACCUCUUGACCUGUUUGUUUGUAAAGAAAUCGCUGCAAAAAAAAAAAAAAAUAAUGAACAACCAACGAAUGCACACAGCUCGAUUUACACUGGAACUGUUUCUACUCAAACCUUGCGCCUGCUCUGUAAGGUGAGGUUUCAUCUCUGCUCCGGGCGCCGGGGUUAACUUUUGGGUUUGUUUCUUUUUUUUUUUUUUUUCUUUUUUUGAAACACUCUGUUCUUGCUGUCUGUGUAUCCGUCCGUGUGUCUGUCUUCCCCGAGACUCCCUACGAGACUCCCUACCUGUCUGUGACGUUGUGUAAAGUGAGGAGUUGUGUCUUUGCCUCGUGUUUGGAGCCAUUUUGCCUCCUCCCGUGGAGUUUGGGGUGGGACGGUGCGGCGCCGAGGUGGGAGCAGUGUACGCCUCAUCAGCGUCCGGCUUUCCCUUCCCUUCCCCCUUUGUCCAGCCUCGGAUCUCAGCCCCAGGUUCCCAUGUGUCCGCAGAACCGUACGUCCCUUAACCGAACCCUUCUGUGUUUAGAAACCGAGGUGGUGGGCGCUUCACCCUACAGACUCUUCAGCUGCUCUGACAGGACCCUGUCGGGUUGGGGACAAAUUCUUAACGACUGUGACAUAAACUGCCAUAGGAAAGCCCAUCACGCCGGUAGGUACGUCUGCCGCGCGCUCCCCCCGCCCCGCCGGCGCUGCGGGCUCCGGUUUCCCAGUACGAGUCUCCUGUCCCCGUUAACGGCGUGGGGUCUCCACGAGGACGCUGUCAGCUACGUGACUUGCACUGACUCGCUCCCCCUGCCCCUCCAACUGUAGCCACACACGCAUCUGCCUCAGCGCUAAACCAAACGGCCGAGCGGAGCGGUUUCGGGCCGGAGAAGGUCCGAAGGGGUGAGGGCAGGACGACAGGGAAUCCCCUAUAAGAGAGAAGCCUCAUUGAGUAGAGAGACGCCAUCGCCAGGCAGUCAAAACCGAGGAGGAUCCGUGGUAGGAACGCUGACUAUGUAGCAUUUACACAGCACUUUUCAUGCAACCCCGUGCCGGGGAGGUGCAGUGCGUCCGUAGCUGACCAGUAGCAAACGUAGGAAUGUGCCCGGCUCCGAGGUGGUGGCAGCAGCCGGGGAAAAAUGCCCCGUUAUGGGCAGUUGAGGAGAAGAGGCCACCGUCGCAGCUGGGGACGAGGAGGGGGGGGAUGUGGGGUGCUGGGGGGCGAAUGGUGCUGGGGAGAGGCGGAGGGUCGGAGCUCGUGCUUCUCGUCUGUGGCGCAGGGUGAACCCGUGGUACGCUGGCUUCAGAACAGAUCUCUUGGUACUUAUCUGCCCCUUUUAUUUGUUUGGUUUUGUAUAUUUUAUUAGAAACGGACUGUAAAAUAGCCACUUAGACACUUUACCUCUUCAGUAUGCAAAUGUAAAUACAAUGUAAUAUAGGAAAUCUUUUGUUUAAUAUAAAACGAGGCUGUCGAUUUCUGCUGUACAUUAUUAAAAGUUUGUUUUAUUCA